AUGAAAGCAUAUACUCAAAUCUAUGUAUACCGAAAUAAAUUUCUUGGUCUCUCUCUCAUAAGAUUUUGCUCACCCUUGUCUGUCUUUCUUUCUUUCUUUCUUUCUUUCUUUCUUCCUCGUUCUCUUUUUCUUUCUAACUUUUUCUUUCCUUCUCUUUUCUUUCUAUCUUUUUUCUUUCUCUUUCUUUUUUCUUUGUCUUCCUUUCUUUAUUCUUUGUCUCUUUUUUUCUUUUUUCUCUUUUUCCCUCUCUCGUUUUCUCUCUUUUUUCUCUUUCUCUUUCUAUCUUUCUGUCUUUUUGCUUUUCUCUCUGUCUUUUUCUCUCUUUUGUCACUCGUUUUUUUCUUUUAUUCACUUUUUUCUUUUUUUUCUCUUUUUGUCUCUUUUUCUCUUUCUUCUCUCUUUUCUUUUUUUUCUUCUAUCUCCCUAUCUCUAUCUCUCUCUGCGUCUCUCUUUCUAUUUCUCUGCAUUAUACAUUUUAUUGCACUUAUGAAAAAUCAAGAAGCAUUCCUAGUCUCUGCCAAUCCCUCUCUCUCUAUUUCUCUCUCACUCUUUCUAUCACUAUCUCUCCGUCUUUCUCUCUAUCUAUAUAUCUCUUUCUCUCUCUAUCUAUAUAUCUAUCUAUAA
Messenger RNA from Acanthosepion pharaonis, 624 nucleotides. Lineage: Eukaryota; Metazoa; Mollusca; Cephalopoda; Sepiida; Sepiidae. The record is from the annotation of a GenBank genome assembly.